AUGAAGCGCGCAGGAGCCCCGAACGCCAGCGAAAACCCCCCACAAAAACGCACCAAAGCGAGUCAGGCCUGCGCCUCGUGUCGAAAACAGAAAAGUCGAUGCGAAAUUCUGGAUGUCCGCCCAGUCGCUGGAGCCCCGGUGGUUAUCCGUUGUCACCGCUGCAAAGUGCUUGGAGUCGAAUGCUCGUUUGAGACCUCCGACCUCAUCCACUUUGCGCCAAAGGCAGUCUCGGCUUCCACACCAUCGUCUGACGCGUCGUCGCCUGGGACAUCGACUACUCUUGUUGAGCCAACAAGUAGCUAUAGCGGGUUGGGGGCGCUUGCUGCUGCUGCUGCAGCAUCCUCUCUCCCCACUCCCAUACCACCACCACUAAAUACUCCCACCACAAUCCCUGCCCGUUUUGGAAUAGCGCCUGAAGAUCUCGUUCCGAAUGCCUCAACACCGGUGUGGGGGCCCGGCUACAAAGCUAGCAGGGUCAGCAGAGUGGACUGGACUGCAGCACCCAUGCUAGCAAUCCAGGAAAUGGUCCGUUGUCCCAAAAUCGACCAGCCAAUCGACAUUCCAAGUGCCGCAAGGCUGUCUGAUAUCCUCAGUGGUGCAGAGAUCACUUCCCUCCUUGAUAUCUUUGAAACUCGAUACAGCCCAUGGCUUGGCUUACCGCCGGCCCGGCUGAACAACACCAACUCGUUAUUCGACAUCGUCCGCUGCACUAUUGCUUCCCGACAGCUACCCCUUUCCCGCAGAUCGUCAGCGGCCCCGCGACUCCAGAAAUUGACCGAAGAUGUUUUUGUCAGCGAGCUCUUCAACCCUCAACCAUCGCUUGAUUCAAUUCGGGCACUCCUCAUUCUUUCUGUGUGGACCCCAAUAAGCGGCACCGGCGCAGAAGCCCGAGAUGGGCGUCUUCUCAUUGCAUCUGCCGUCAGUAUGGCCAUGAAUCUUCAACUCCAGAAUGAAUCAAAGCGAGUAAUUGGGCUACGAGCAGAAAAGCCUCAGAAAAUGACUGAAAUCGACGAAUCGACCCACAAAUGGCGUCUGUGGAUGUCGCUUGCCGUGGUCGAGUCUGCAUUGUGUGUUGGCACUGGCAGGACACCAGUUUCACAUUUGUCGCCCCUCGACCACGAUAUGACUGCGUUAUCGUCUUUUCCAGAGUUCACACUGCUUUCUGUUCGAGACAUUCGUUUGGGUCUCGCAGCCAAGGUUCUCCACGUCUGCGAAAGUGCGUUACAGCUUCGCCUCCAGCGCGUCGACAAUCUCGAGACCUUUUUCAACAAGAUGAAUGAUUUGACUUACACCAUGGAAGGCAUGAGUCGACUCAUCAAACCUUUAUACGUGCUCACCCCAUUGGACACUUUUUACAGUCAAAUGCUCCUACUCGAGUAUCAUGCAUGUCUUGUUUUAAUUUACCACCACGCCCUCCGCGAAGUCAGGACUACUUACGAGCGCGAUGCACCCGACACACCUUGGUACUCGGUGGAGACGAAAGCAGGACAUUGCAUAUCCUUAUUUUGGGGUCGCGAAGCGCUUAUUAAUGCCGAGGGAGUCCUAACGACGUUCCUAUCAGUAACAGACCCAACCCUCUUCUCCUCCGCACCGGAUAUUAUCUUUAUUAUGAUCGGAUUCGCGGCCACCUGGAUAUUCGUGUCCAACUUCACGCUCUACCAAAUGGCGGGCAGCAACCUCGGUGGCCCGAGCGAGAUGCUUCAAACUCUGACUAUCGAGCGCCUUCACCAAAUCGCGCUCUCGCCGGACCACGCAGCAACCCGAUGCGGUCACGUUCUCGCAGCGCUCAUGACCGCCUGGGAAAAGCGCAAACCCGCGCCACGCGACCCUGAAAUGUCCGAAUGCUUUAUACAUGUGCCUUAUACGCGAACGAAUCACCCGCAAGUUCAGCGAGGGCCAUAUAUCGGCACCCAGGCAACAGAAGCCACGAUGGUCCCUGACCUCGGCGUGGCUAUCGACCCGUUGGGCCCCUUUCCCGACCUCGGUGGGGCGGAAAUCAACUGGGACCUCUUCAUGGACGACGUCUUUUGGUCGACGUUCAUGGAAAACCUUAAUUCGGAUGCUGGUUCUGUGCCUGUUGUGCCGCUUGGCUAA
Mycena indigotica is the source of this 2094-nucleotide messenger RNA. RefSeq lists its product as uncharacterized. The transcript has 5 exons. The record is from RefSeq and is a predicted model, not a curated record. The coding region runs from base 1 to 2094 and encodes 697 amino acids. Gene Ontology annotation, biological process: regulation of DNA-templated transcription. NCBI's taxonomy places the organism in Eukaryota, Fungi, Basidiomycota, Agaricomycetes, Agaricales, Mycenaceae. Gene Ontology annotation, cellular component: nucleus. Gene Ontology annotation, molecular function: DNA-binding transcription factor activity, RNA polymerase II-specific; zinc ion binding.